Messenger RNA from Spea bombifrons (plains spadefoot toad), 2761 nucleotides. It is a transcript of the gene GPR149, whose product is annotated as G protein-coupled receptor 149. Gene Ontology annotation, cellular component: membrane; neuron projection. Gene Ontology annotation, biological process: neuropeptide signaling pathway. NCBI's taxonomy places the organism in Eukaryota, Metazoa, Chordata, Amphibia, Anura, Pelobatidae. The coding region runs from base 519 to 2693 and encodes 724 amino acids. The record is from RefSeq and is a predicted model, not a curated record. The transcript is spliced from 4 exons. Gene Ontology annotation, molecular function: neuropeptide binding; G protein-coupled receptor activity.
CAACAACGCAGACUGAAUCAAAGAGAAUCUGCUUCUACUACAGUUCACACACGACCAGCAUGCUAUGAACACGUCCGACGUUCGGCACUUAUUGCAACUCUGCUCCCAUUCAGGAUAUUCUACAUUUUUUUCCCCCCAAAAGAGAUGGAUGGUGUCGGUGAAACCCAGCACUAUUUUCACUAAAUGGAUUAUAUUCAUUGAAGUUCCGAUGUCAACCUGAACAUGUCCUUUCUUUUAUUUUAACGUGAAAUGGUAUGCAAGGAUUGCAACUACUAUCAUCUGAAUACUCAUCUUCUGCACUCGCUCUCUGUGUCUUCUCCGUUAAGAUGUUCUCUGGAGCCCCCAAAGAAUAGUUUUUAGGACGAUUGCCAGGAAAUUUAAAAAAAAAAAAAAAGUUUUCCAACACUGGAUUUGUGGAAGAAGAUGAAAACAUAGGACACGAAGAAAAACAUGGGUGUUUUACGUCAGGCUUCCCGUGUGAUGUACUAAGAAGCGCUUUUCAGAAUUUUGCUUGAACGAUGUCUGUGUCACCGACGAUUCUGUACGGAAAUGACACAAGGAUCAUUACAGAGCACAAUAUUACAGACCUUCAGAAAUCACCUGAAACAUUCAACGCACUGCUUUUUUCUCUGACGCUAACCUUGACUCUGUUCGUGUUCGUGGGUAGCAUUGUUUCGUUGGUUUCGUUGGCAAAGACAAAGAGCCGGUCUACUCUCUCUGUGUUUGUAACUUCCCUGUCUGUAGAUGACUUUGUGAGUGUUGUUCCAGUGUCGGUCUUCUUGUUUAAGCAAUGGACCACUCAGUCGCUUUCUCAGCCCCUAUGCAGCACUGCAGCUUUUCUCUACUUGUUUCAGGGAAUAUCAAGCCAUUUAAAGGCAUCGACCAUCAUCUUGUACAAUUUCUGCACAGCUAACAAAUCAGGAAACUGUGAAAGUCCCAAACUGAGGGUAAAAAUAUCUUGGGUGAUUUUGCCUAUCUGGAUCAUUAGUGUAUUAAUAUGUUCUUUGCCUUUGUUCGGUUGGGGAACAUUUGCUGCUACAUCUUGGGGAUGCCUUCUUGAUUACACCAGUUCUUAUAUUUUGUUUUUGUUUGCAAUAUAUGCUCUCUGCUUCUGUAUUCUGACAGUGCUAUCUGUCCCACUCACCCACCAGUUGCUGUGUUCAGAUGGUCACCAGCAGCUACCCUACGUGAAUCACAGAGAUACUGUUAAAGGUUAUCUGACCCCAAGCACACCUCUGGGCAGCAAUUCCUCGUCGGUGUCGCCUGAUAAUCCUAUUUGCCAUUCUUUGAAGAAUUUAAACGAGAAAUGUGUAAGUUCCGAGGCAGUGGUCAAGAGGAGCCAUGCUGAUGGAAGCAUUGAUGACCAGCACUGCACAGACAGCAAGAGAGGUAGCCGGAGUAUCACAGUAAUCUUUGCUCAGAAGCGAUAUUCUCUUAUCCUUGCUUUGACCAAAGUUAUUCUUUGGCUUCCAAUCAUGAUACAAAUGGUGGUGCAGCAUAUUGUUGGCUUUCAGACCCCUUCUUUUGAUACCCUGAGCUUUCUGUUGACUUUGCUGGCAGCCACCAUCACUCCACUGUUUGUUUUGUCUGAGCACUGGAGUCAUCUACCAUGUGGCUGCAUCAUUAACUGCAAGCGAAACGCAUAUAUAACACCCGAAGAUACACAAACCAAAAAAAGAAGAUUUGAUUUCAAUUUGUCAUUUAAUAAAGGUUAUGGAAUUUAUAAGAUAUCACAAGAAAACCAUGUACCAGGAGAAAACUCUAUAUCAUACCAUAACUUGAUUAACUAUGACUACGAAAACCCCAAUGAGCUUCGAAGUGACAGGAUUCUUAGCUCGGCUCUUUUAGAUUUCAGCACCAUAAGUUUCGUGGACAGCUCAAUGCUUUCAGAUGUGGGUAAACUCAAGAUGCUUGGAACAGAGAUCCAAUCUGACCAAGACAAGGAUAUCGGACGUCUACUUUCUGAAAAAAUUGGCGUUUUCAAAAGAGAUGAUGUCAGACAUUUUGACAAGUCUACAUUUUAUGAAGGGCAGGAAAGAAGGUUAUCCCACGAAGAAGGUCAUAAACCCGAGCUCACGGACUGGGAGUGGUGCAGAAGUAAAUCUGAACGAACUCCUCGACAGCGUUCAGGGGGAGCGUUAGCAAUACCACUGUGUGCUUUUCAAGGAACAGUAUCUCUUCAUGCACCAACUGGAAAAACUCUUUCCUUAUCAACUUAUGAGGUAAGCAGUGAAGGGCAAAAAAUAACUCCAACAUCCAAAAAGAUUGAGGUAUACCGGUCAAAGAGCGUAGGCCACGAGCCAAGCAAGGAAGAUUCUCCCACUCAGUUUCCAGACACCAAUGUGAAGAUACAUUUAGAAGUCCUUGAGAUUUGUGAAAAUGAAGAAGCUAUGGACACAGUGUCAAUUAUCAGCAAUAUAAGCCAAUCUUCUACUCAAGCCAGAUCUCCAUCCCUGCGCUAUUCACGGAAAGAGAAUCGUUUUGUCUCUUGUGAUCUGGGGGAAACCGCUUCUUAUUCUCUUUUCAUCCCGACAAACAACCCUGACAGUGAUAUUAACAUUUCAAUUCCAGAUACAGUUGAGGCUCACAGGCAGAACAGCAAGAAGCAGCAUGUGGAGAGAGACAGCUACCAAGAAGAAAUACAGUUAUUAAACAAAGCUUACAGGAAAAGAGAGGGAGAUGGAAACCAUUGAAAAAACACUAAUAAAUGUAAAAAAAGAAAAGAGAGGGGGAUGGAGAAGAUUGAAAAAACACUAAUAAA